This is a messenger RNA of Prorocentrum cordatum, 3281 nucleotides long. NCBI's taxonomy places the organism in Eukaryota, Dinophyceae, Prorocentrales, Prorocentraceae. The record is from the annotation of a GenBank genome assembly.
ACGGUGCGACGAAGGUCCCAGACCAGCAGACCAUGAGCACGGUGGCCAAGGAGUUCAGGCUGAGGAAGGGCCUGAUCGACGUUCGCGUGCUGAGGCAGGACGAGGCGGUUCCCCCGCCUCGCGGAGCUGUGCGACGCAUCUACGCCAUGUACACCGACAAGGGCGUGCUCGCCGACUUCUCUGACGCCGACGCGGACGACCCGAACUCCGCGACGGUCGAGCUCGCCACGAGGUAUCCAGACGACGCGGUGGUCGCGAUCUACGUGAAGAAGCAUUCAGGCCUGACGAUCGUGAAGCAGACGCAGUACAUCGAGAUCUACAUCGCGAAGCUGGACUGCGUCGUGUGCAAGGAGCUCGGCAGGCCCAAUGAUGCGAGGUCGGCCAUCCUGGAGCUCUCGACGGAGUUCAACGAGGGCGUGUCUCUGGACGAAGCCAAAGUGGUUCUCUCAGACAUGACACGGUUGAUGGUGAUGCCGAUCCUGGAUGGGGCCGAGUGGAACGGGCUAUCGAUUAAGGCCGAAUUCCAGCGCCAAAGCCGCGACGUGCAACUCACCAAGAGUGACGACCCAUCCGUGUGGACUUCGGUGAUAACGAGCACGCGCAACGACCGCAUCCGACGGAAUGGUUUCACGCCCUACCAAUACGUGCUGGGGCGAUCGCCCAACGCCUCGGCCUCGCUGUCCGAAGCGAUGGAGGGCCAUCAGAGGCAGCUGGCGGCGCAGAGCGCAGCACUCUUCGAGGAUGGCCCCAGGAAGGCCGAGAAGUAUCGCGCUGCGGCGAACCGACCGUUUUUCGAGCUGGACAGCGGCGACGCCGUGAGAAGGGCCACGGUUGGUCGGGUUCGCCUGCCGCGCGGGCCCUUCGUGUCGGGCCAGCUGGCAUUCUACUGGCGCGAGGUGCAGCGCGUCAAGUCGAAGCGGCUCCAGGGCGAGCGCGGGCGGCGCGGCCAGGCCACUGUGCUGGCGGCCGAGGGCCACGUUGGGCUGCGCCUCAACUACCGCGGGGCGCAGGUGCUCGCGACGCCCGAGCAGGUGCGGCAUGCCUCUCGCGGCGAAGCCGAGAUUGUGGAGAACGAGGACCUCGCCAGGGCGCUGCCGCAGUGGCGCGGAGGGCCUGCCCUUCAGAAAGGCUUCGUGGACGAGCUCGGGCCUGGGCCUGACGGGAGUGGUGGCCAGCGCGACAGGCGUCGCAAGAAGGGCGACGGCGACUCAGACAAUGAGGGCGCCAUGGGCGACGCGCCGGCGACCAAGACGCCGCGGGAGCGCGCCGCGGACCUUCGCAGCAACGACCUGAGCAAGAAGGACGGCCAGAACCUGCGCCACAAACUGGCUCUCGAGGGCCCCUCUACAAGCGAUCACUACCUAACGGCUUCGAAGCAGAUCGCAAACGACUUCGCGUGCGUCGCGAAGGUGCAGAAUCGCUCGAGGGACGCAUUUGCGGCAAGGCGGACUGACGCUGCGAAGAAGCAGGGUGCCCCGAAGAAAGCUCGGGAGCUGCGCGGCAUUCCGCCAAAAUGGAAGACGGCAUUCGAGGCGAGCGACCCGGAAGAGUGGCGUAAGUGGAUUCAGUACGACGCUGUGAAGUGGCCGAAGAGGAGCUCGCGGGCGUCGAGAAGGCGGACAUCCUGCCCACGAGGCGCGCCCGCACAGACAAACGAGUCGCGGAACAUCGUCCCAGGCCACAAGGAUAUGCAGUUGCUCGCGGGCGAGUUGCAGACGAACGCGCCGACGCUCACCGACGCGGCCGCGGCGGUGAUCACCCGGGAAGCUGCCGGCCAGCCUGGCUGGAGCCUCGAGCAGGGCGACGUAGUUUCGGCAUUUCUGAAUGGGAGAUAUCUCGAAAGCCCCAGGCGCGUGUACUUCCGCGUUCCCAAGGACGGCGCGCCUGCGGUGCCGGAGCUGGGGUGGCCGUUCGCCCCGGAAGAGACUACCCUGAAAGCGAAGGAGGGCAUCUACGGGUUGAACGCUGCACCUCUGUUGUGGCACGAAGAGCAUCGCGAUGUCAUCCUAUCGCUUCCCGGGGCUUCGAGCUCCAAGCUGCGCCCAGCCCCCUACGUCCUCCGCGACGAGAGGGGGGUGCUGAUCGGUCUGAUCGGGACACGCGUCGAUGGCGACCUCGUCGCGGGAUCGCCCGAGUUCUUAGCGAAUCAGGUGGCCAAGCUGAGGAAGGUGCACUGCUGCGGCAUGUGGCAGACGGCGAAGGUGGGGUUCCACCACUGCGGGCGCUUCCUCAUGCAGAACCGCACGGAGAACAUCGAGAAGAUUCCCAUCUCGGCCGAGCGUCGGAAGGCUAAGGGGGCGAAGGCCACGGCGGAGGAAAGGGCUAUGCUCCACAGUGGCAACGGCCAGAUCCAGUGGCUGGUCCGUUCUACGAGGAUGGAUUUGGCGUUCCGGCUGGUGGGCAGCCAAGCUCGGGCUCGCGACAGCGACUUGAAGGCGCAAGACCUGCUGGACUACAACGAGCUCGCGAGCGACGCCAAGACCGACCACGUGGACAUAACGUCUCAGAAAAUAAACGUGGACCGCGUGAUUGUGGCGGCAGUGGGGGACUCGAGCCACGGCAACGUGGGCAAGACGAAGACCGCUAGCCAGGCGGGCCUGGUCGUCUUGCUCGCGGACAACACCGACGAUCAGUUCCUACGCGGGCAGCCUGCUAAGGUUACCCCGACGCUGCGGCGAUCGCAUCGCAUCAAGCGAGUGGCACGGAGUACACUGGGGGCUGAAGCGAUGGCAGCGCUGGAAGCGGUCGAGAGAGGCGACGUGCUGAGGCAGCACCUGGUGGAGUUGCACCAUGCGCUGGGCUACCAAACCCGCAUGGGCGACGUAGAGGCGGUCAAGAUGGUGGAGGUCGCGGGAUGCAAGUCGCUCUACGACCUGCUCCAGAUGCGAAAGGCGGCCCCGGCCGGCAAGCGGCUGCACGCCGACGUCGAAUCGCUCAGGAAGGACAUUGAGUUCAACGGCGUGGGCGACUACAUGAGGCACGUGCUCCGAACGGGCGAGCGCCGCUUGACGGAGGACCCCAUGGCAGAGCAAGUGAUCUCCGAGCAACGGAUGGAGCUGAAGGGUCGCAGGGGCGAGUGCUACCGCUCGAAACAUCCGCGUCGGCAUCGGCCUGCCGACCAGCCUCUCGCACGGAAAGGCUACGCAUACUUCGGGGACUGCGUCGCGGACCUGGGGCGCAAUGCGCACGCGGCCCGGCAUGCCCCCAAGUGCUAUCUCCAUUGGCAGAUAAUGCUCGGCCUGCGCGAGGUCGGUAUCUACUGCGAGAAGCUCGAAGACAUG